AAACAAACAAACAGCAAACAACUCCAACAUCAAACUCCAAUCCUCACACCAGGAACCACAAACACCGUCACCGCAACACCUCCUAGCCGCCAACUCCAAACUCCCCAAAAUGAUCCGCACCAACCUCUCCAUAGCCGCUGCAAUCCUCCGCGAAGAAAUCAAGCAAAUGAUUCCCGAAACAGACACCGGAUCGUUGCUCACCAUCCCCGAGAACCAACAGCCGCAUGUGAUUGAAGAUAAAGAUGGGAACAAGAAUUACUCCGGGGACUUGCUCGCGACCAAGUGCUUGCAAUUGUUGAGGGCGAUCGGGGUUGGCGGGAAGGACUGGGGAUACCGCGUGGCGCAUUUUCCGAAAAAUACCAAGGUUAGCAAUGACCGGAAGGAAGCGUACUUGGUGCCACUGUCUAAAUACUUUAUUCUGAUUCCCGGGGGACUGCUAUCUGAGGGGGCCUAUACUUAUAUCACCCAUGAUACGAUAAUUAGCAAAGGGGGCACUUUUGUACUUUUUGUCCCUGAAUAA
Aspergillus glaucus CBS 516.65 is the source of this 520-nucleotide messenger RNA. RefSeq lists its product as uncharacterized. The coding region runs from base 110 to 520 and encodes 136 amino acids. Lineage: Eukaryota; Fungi; Ascomycota; Eurotiomycetes; Eurotiales; Aspergillaceae. The transcript is spliced from 2 exons. The record is from RefSeq and is a predicted model, not a curated record.